CACAGCCCCUCUAACUGAUGUAGUAUUAACAGAGAGGUAUUAAACUCAUAAACUGUUAUUUUUAUUUGGUGACCCGGAAGUUAAACUUGUGUUUCCGGGUGAAAAUUGCAAGCGGUUGUUUUAAACAAAACAUAAACAAACUAGUUCUACCUGAACAAGUACACCGAUUGUAUUAUUACAAAUCUGUGAUGGACAGAUUGUCGGAAACGGACAUUGAUACCAAAGUAGAACGGCUGAAAAAGAAGUAUUUGGAGAGGAGACCCCUGACAGGUGCAAGUCCCGAAAAGAAGUCGCAUGAUGACCAAAGGUUUGACAGCGGAGUGGGGAAGCGUCCAAACAGUCGUUGCGACUACCGCGAGCUCGAAUCCCACUGUCGAAGUCAUCAACUCCAAAAGGCUGUCACAGAUUUGCCAACUCGGGUCGGCAGGAAUAACGCUCCAAACGAAAGUGAUGAUGACUUGAACAUUGAUUACAAUGAUGAUUCCUUUUUGGAGCCAGAUGGCCAAUGUACAGAUACAGAUGUGACACUGCCCUCCAUCCUGGGCCCCUUACCAACUCCUUUGGAGACACCACAUUUGGGAGAGAAGCUGGAAAACCACAGGCAAGACUUCCCCCAGAAUACUCCCUCCGAUUUGGGACAUGUCCACAAGGAGCUGCAAGAGAUCUACGGAAAGUUGCAAUGCGAGCGGCUUCAUCAACAGAAAUGGGCUGCCCAGCUCUUGAAGCGAGAGCAGAAACUAGACCAGAGGGAGAGUUUGCUGGUGCAGUAUCAGGACACCUUGUUGCAGGUGUGUGGAGCGGAGGGCGGUGUCCACGGGUACAUCAAUGCAAUACAGCAGCAACAUCAAAUACAACUUGAUCAGUUGGACUCUGCCCUUAGAGAGAAGACGAAAGAAAACAAGAGAAUCAAAUCUAGUUUUUCCACCAUCAAAAACUUGAAUGAAUCCAUGAGGAAACAGCUAACAGAUCUUGGUGAGGAGAAGAAAAGAUCAGAGGAGCAGUUAAAGAAAGUACAAGCUCGUCUGGAGAACCUUCAGAGGAAGUACGACUUUGCAGUAGCACAGAAGGGGCGAGAAAAUAUUUGUCCCAAAUUAGAGCUGAAACCCUCUAGACCUGAUAAGGCUCCACCCGUUUUGAAACCUGCCAAGGUCCUAAGUAGUGGCACCUCUGGGAGGCUUCUGGCUCUCCUCCUGGACUGGGUUGUGGUGGACAGCCGGCUUGUCCAAGCCCCUGGGAAAGACGACGGCGUGGGUUGUUGUGCUUUUCCCUUGGAUGUGAUUUUGCCUCCCUCCUCCUCCUCCUCCUCGCCCCUCUCGCUGCAAGAGAGGUGUGCAAAGGCUUUGCCAGUGCUGGCUGAACAACUUCAACAGACAGCAGACAUCAACUCGUUCUUACAUCUGCCCCUGCUCAAAGUCAGCUACUGGUCGUUGGUACAAUUGGAUCAGAAUGUCCAGAACCGCUUAACAGCGACUGUGCGGAGAUUAGGGGAGGAGAUGACAAGAUGCUCCGCAGACCCAGGCGGUGUCAGUAAGGCCAGGCCCUGUGCUCUCUUCAGAAGCCCAUGCCGUCACACAAGGUUCCUGUCUAUGCUGAUCAUCCUCAAAACCAUCACUCAGGUGGACACCCUUGCGCAGGCUCUGGAGGCCCUGCUGGUGGAGCUGAGGGCUGAGGAGGGCCCCGUGCUCUUCCUGCACUACCAGGCCGUACCGGUCAUCUCAGCGCUGCUGCGGAGGGGCAGCCCCGGCCUGCUGGGUCCCGCGCUAGAUGUCCUCAUGACAAUGUGCGGAGAGUCCGCGAUGCAGAAGCCGUUCCUGGAGGCCUGCAGCUCUGAGGACUUCUUCAGCGCCGCCUCGCUACUCCUGCGCAACACGCGGCUGGAGCUGCCACAUCUAGAGAAGAUCGUCAUGCUCCUCCACAGGCUCUCUGCUAUGAGGAGGAACAAGAGGCUGUUUGAGGCCUUCUCUCUGCAUCUGGUGCUUCAGGAGAAGCACAGGACUGUUGACCCGGCACACACCUUCCUCUCCGUCAGCCUCAGUGCCAUCCUCUUCAACCUCGGCAUGCUGACACAGACGUAGAGAGAACAGAACCGCCUAGUCCUCCACAGCUUUUUGCACUCUGGAUGGUGGUGUUCUUUUGUAAUGAGUUGCGUUGAUUAGUCGCAUUAUGAAUGAAACGUGGCGUUAACUUGUGUUUGUAAAUGUUGUGUAAAACUUUGUCGUAACUAUUUCAACUGAAGGUCUUUGAAGCGUUGAUAAUUCUCCACAGCUUCUUUUACUUACUGUAGGUCCUGUGGCCUUGCAGAAUCACAAUCAUGUGUUUUUGUUUGCAUGUGUGUUUUGUAUUUGUUUUUCAUAGGCCUUUCGCUAAUUAAAGUCUUCGAGAGAAUGUUG
Messenger RNA from Engraulis encrasicolus (European anchovy), 2390 nucleotides. Its product is annotated as coiled-coil domain-containing protein 138-like. Lineage: Eukaryota; Metazoa; Chordata; Actinopteri; Clupeiformes; Engraulidae. The record is from RefSeq and is a predicted model, not a curated record. The transcript is spliced from 15 exons. The coding region runs from base 189 to 2075 and encodes 628 amino acids.